AUGCUGGCGCCGAGGAUCUCAGGGCGCGCUGCAGUCCCUGACUCGGUCCCGAACCUUUCUCUUCGCACGCUCUUCGGGAAGGCGCGGGAGCCGGAUCGGCAGGCAGAGGACGCGCCGGGCGACAGUCUUGUGUUGGCCCCAGAGGCGGAGGGAAAACCCGGCCUGACUCACCCGCCCGGCGCGAGCCCCAGAGCCCGGCCCGGCCCCCGGAUGUGGGGGGCGGGCACCGGCGCCGCCCCCGAGCGACCUGAGCCCCGCCCCGGCUCACGGGUGCAGCGGGGCCAGGUCCCCCGGUGCGCGAUCACCGGUCGCUUGCGUGCAGCAGCUCCGCAGACCCGGCUCCGGCCGAGGCUCCUGAGCCCGCGCCUCCCGGCUGCUCCUCCUCCUCCAGCUCCGAGCCUCGCCCGCCUCGCUCGCUCGAUUUCCUUCCAGAACCAGCUUCCAAACUGGCGCGCUGGGGUGGGGCGGUCACGUCUGUGCUUCUGGCCGCCUCUUUCUCAGGCUGACCUCAAAUUUGAGAUGCAGCUAAGAAUGGCCUUGAACACCUGUAUUUCUGGCGUUGGCUUCCCAAGCCCUGAAAUUAUAAAGUUGUGACACCGUGCCCAGUUUUGUGUAGUGCCAGAGUUCAGCCCAGGACUUCAUGCA
This is a messenger RNA of Microtus oregoni (creeping vole), 645 nucleotides long. RefSeq names its product ubiquitin carboxyl-terminal hydrolase 21-like. The transcript has 2 exons. NCBI's taxonomy places the organism in Eukaryota, Metazoa, Chordata, Mammalia, Rodentia, Cricetidae. The record is from RefSeq and is a predicted model, not a curated record. The coding region runs from base 1 to 594 and encodes 197 amino acids.